CCUCGCAUGGGUUUUGCUUCUUCGGCCUUCGUCCCUCCUCCAUUUCUAGGGUUUGUUCCCCUCCCCUCUUUGCUCGCUUCUCCUCGCCAUGGCGCCGAGGAAACCUAGGGCUUCGAGCCGGAAUCCCGAGCUCAUACGCGGGAUCGGGAAGUACUCGCGGUCGAAGAUGUACCACAAGCGCGGGGUCUGGGCGAUCAAGGCCAAGCACGGCGGUGUCUUUCCCCGCCACGAGCCCAAGGCGGCGCCGCCCAAGCCCGCCGAGAAGCCCCCCAAAUACUACCCCGCUGACGACGUCAAGCAACCCAUCCCCAACCACCACAAGCACAAGCCCACCAAGCUCAGGGCGAGUAUUACUCCAGGGACGGUUCUCAUCCUUCUCGCCGGGAGGUUCAUGGGGAAGAGGGUCGUCUUCUUGAAGCAGCUCCCCUCGGGAUUGCUUCUCGUUACUGGACCUUUCAAGAUCAAUGGGGUGCCUCUAAGACGGGUAAAUCAAGCUUAUGUCAUUGCAACAUCCACUAAGGUUGACAUAUCUGGAGUCAGUGCGGAGAAGUUUGACGACAAGUACUUCACGAAGGAAAAGAAGAAGAAGAACAAUAAGGGGGAAAGUGAAUUUUUUGAGACCGAGAAGGAGGAAACAAAAGCACUCCCACAAGAGAAGAAGGAUGAUCAGAAGGGUGUGGAUAUUCCUUUGAUAAAAGCCAUUGAUGCUGUUCCGGACUUGAAGACCUAUCUAGGUGCCAGAUUUUCACUUAGAGCAGGCAUGAAACCCCAUGAGCUUGUCUUCUAAAAGGAGAAGAAGACAUUUAUCUUAACCCUUUUCCCGCUAAAAUUCUAUAUUUUAGAUGCAGCCGAGAUGGAUGUACUUUUAAUUUCGAAUGGCAAGAAGGAACUUCGAUUUUGUUACAGAAUUAAUCUUGUUAGUCAAGGGAAAAAUUUUAAUCAAAUAUUUGUUGUAUGGUAGAA
Messenger RNA from Phoenix dactylifera (date palm), 963 nucleotides. Its product is annotated as large ribosomal subunit protein eL6-like. The record is from RefSeq and is a predicted model, not a curated record. Gene Ontology annotation, molecular function: structural constituent of ribosome; RNA binding. Lineage: Eukaryota; Viridiplantae; Streptophyta; Magnoliopsida; Arecales; Arecaceae. Gene Ontology annotation, cellular component: cytosolic large ribosomal subunit; ribosome. Gene Ontology annotation, biological process: ribosomal large subunit assembly; cytoplasmic translation.